AUGCCCGUGCUCGCCUUUCCGACGAUCCUCACCGAAAGCCUUCCCCCCAUACCCACUUCUACCCAUCAGCCGCAGCCUCGCCUGCACCCACCCACGAUCCCAACUGUUGUUGAUGCCGCGGCUCCCGCACAACGAGCGUCCCAGAAUGGAGUCCCUUACUACGUCACCCUCACUAUCACGCGGAACUCGUACGCAGAACUCACCACAAUCCUGCUGGGGACCAUCACGAGCAACUGGAGGCCGGUCCCUAGCGCCGACGCGCCGCAGCCCACCAGCCUUUCGUCUGACGACAGCAACAGCGGCGGCGGCGGCGGCAGCGGCGGCGGCGGUGGCGGCGGCGGUUUAGACUCUGCGCAGAAAGCACUCAUCGUUCUCGGAGCUUUCCUCGGGACGAGCCUCGUGCUUCUGCUCUGGUGGCUCCGCACCGCGGCCACAAGGCGUGGCUGGGGCAGUACCACGACCACGUCGCGUCCGUUAUCACCGCCUGGAGGAAAUACACGCGAAAGCUCGCCUCGAUCCGCAGAGGAUGUGCCUCCACGAAUCUUUCCGCGACAUCGGAGAUAG
Messenger RNA from Phialemonium atrogriseum, 564 nucleotides. RefSeq lists its product as uncharacterized. The coding region runs from base 1 to 564 and encodes 187 amino acids. Lineage: Eukaryota; Fungi; Ascomycota; Sordariomycetes; Cephalothecales; Cephalothecaceae. The record is from RefSeq and is a predicted model, not a curated record. The transcript has a single exon.